Molecule: messenger RNA, 541 nt
Organism: Hermetia illucens (black soldier fly)
Lineage: Eukaryota; Metazoa; Arthropoda; Insecta; Diptera; Stratiomyidae
Product: dolichyl-diphosphooligosaccharide--protein glycosyltransferase subunit 4
Exons: 4
Coding region: 165-332 (55 amino acids)
Cellular component (GO): oligosaccharyltransferase complex
Source: RefSeq, a predicted model, not a curated record
UUGAUAACAGCGGUUCCCUGUUUAAUAUAAUUAAAUUUCGAUACUCGAAACGUUGACGUCGUUUUCCUACUGAAUUGUCAAUUUAAGACCAAGUAAACACGUCUGCUGUCAAGUCGCCGGCGAAAUUCCGAUUCCAAGUUCCCUGACUAGAUCGAAGAAGCAAAAUGAUCACCGAUGUACAACUUGCUGUGUUCUCUAACGUUUUGGGAGUUUUCCUGUUCCUGUUGGUGGUGGCGUAUCACUACAUCAAUGCCAAUAUGGGCAGCGCGGUAAUAACCCGAAAAAGAAAAAAUUCUAAUGUAAGGGCGCCGUUAUCAGUCAAGCAUAAAUAAGUAAAUAAGUAAUAAGCGUAUAUGGGAAUCAGGCUGGAGUUACAAGUGUGGCACCAUUUACAAUUAAUUAUUUCCUUAUUUGGUUUCUUUCCACUCCACUCCACUCUCCAUGUUUCAGUUAGUCUGUAAAAUCACAAAUCAUAAAAUUAAUCUGUAAUUUUGUAUAUGCUAAAUGGUUUGAUGAUAAUAUAUCAAUGCUAUUCCACAAA